GCACCCUCUAGAUGAUCUGUGGAAAACUGCAAAGAAGAAAACCGGAAACCACCGUUUCGUCACUUGCGCGCAUGGAGUGAGAAAGAGGGGUAAACAGUUAGCAUAUUCAAAGAGUAAAAUGGACGCACAGAAAGAUCUGCAGCCGCCCAAACAACAACCGAUGAUCUACAUCUGCGGAGAAUGUCACACUGAGAAUGAAAUUAAAGCACGUGAUCCCAUCAGAUGCAGAGAGUGUGGCUACAGAAUUAUGUACAAGAAGAGAACAAAGAGAUUGGUUGUAUUUGAUGCCCGGUGAAGAAGUGCAGAGUGAUGGAUUUUACUUUAGUUAGUGUUUACUGUUUUUGUAGUGUCUCACCAUGUAAAUAAACACACUUGCAGGUCUGGCUUCAUAUUUU
Cyprinodon tularosa is the source of this 395-nucleotide messenger RNA. RefSeq names its product RNA polymerase II, I and III subunit K (gene polr2k). Gene Ontology annotation, molecular function: DNA-directed RNA polymerase activity; zinc ion binding; DNA binding. The transcript is spliced from 4 exons. The coding region runs from base 119 to 295 and encodes 58 amino acids. Gene Ontology annotation, biological process: DNA-templated transcription. NCBI's taxonomy places the organism in Eukaryota, Metazoa, Chordata, Actinopteri, Cyprinodontiformes, Cyprinodontidae. Gene Ontology annotation, cellular component: RNA polymerase II, core complex; RNA polymerase I complex; RNA polymerase III complex. The record is from RefSeq and is a predicted model, not a curated record.